Messenger RNA from Cuscuta campestris, 2312 nucleotides. The record is from the annotation of a GenBank genome assembly. Lineage: Eukaryota; Viridiplantae; Streptophyta; Magnoliopsida; Solanales; Convolvulaceae.
CCCUGACCCCUUGCCCUCCCUUAUUUCUCUUUCCGAUUUUGAGUUUGUCUGAAAUGUUGUUUUGUGAAUUCAAUAUCGGAUUGUUGUAAUGUGUAUGGUGCAGCUACGCACUGAGUAUGAUGUGAAGGUGUAGGAGAAAUGCGCGCGAAGAAUAGGCUACCGAGCAGCGGACACAGCAGCCCUUCGACGCCGUCGUCGCCUCGCUCUCGGUCGCCUCAGGUAAGCCGCGCCGGAAAACCCUAUGGUCGCUUAACUCCGGGUCAACCUGCCCAGAAAACCGUCACACAGCGUCUCUCCUGGAUCCUCCUCUCCGUCCUCCUCCGCCGUCAGGGAAUCUUCCUCUUUGCUCCCUUUCUAUACCUCUCAUGCACGUUCUUCUACAUGGGAACUGUUUCAUUCGAUGCUGUGCCUAUCAUCAAGCACCGCGCUACGCCUGGGUCCAUCUACCGCAGCCCUCAAUUGUAUCUAAAGCUUCUACCCGAGAUGGAUUCCGACAAUUCAUCUGCAGAUGCGAUAUCAACUAUAUGGAAGCACUCUUAUAAAGCUGAUGAGUGGAGACCGUGCACAAACGAGUCAUCUGGAGGUUUACCAGAAUCAAAUGGCUAUAUUUAUAUUGAGGCCAAUGGUGGUUUGAAUCAACAAAGAACAUCAAUAUGCAAUGCUGUCGCUGUCGCUGGAUAUCUUAAUGCUACUCUUGUGAUUCCACACUUCCAUUUUCAUAGCAUAUGGAGGGAUCCAAGCAAAUUCGGAGAUAUUUAUGAUAAAGAGUUUUUUGUCAAAAUCCUCGAACAUGAUGUACGAGUGGUGGAUACAAUUCCUGAUUACAUUAUGGGAAGGUUUGACCACAACAUGAGCAAUGUAUACAACUUCAGGAUAAAAGCAUGGUCUUCUAUUAAUUACUACAAAGACACUGUUUUGCCGAAGCUGCUUGAAGAGAAGAUCAUCCGGAUUUCCCCUUUUGCAAACCGUUUGUCAUUUGAUGCUCCUUCAGUAGUUCAAAGGCUUAGGUGCUUGGCCAAUUACGAAGCCCUUCACUUUUCAAAGCCCAUUUUAUCUUUGGGUGAAUCACUUGUUGCUAGAAUGAAAGAAAGAAGUGUAAAUAACAGUGGCAAGUAUAUUUCAAUUCAUCUUCGCUUUGAAGAGGAUAUGGUUGCUUUCUCCUGUUGUAUAUAUGAUGGUGGAGAUAGAGAGAAAAAAGACAUGGAUGCUGCAAGGGAGAGAGGAUGGAAGGGAAAAUUUACGAAACGUGGUCGAGUUAUACGUCCUGGAGCGAUAAGGAUAAAUGGGAAGUGUCCCUUGACACCUUUAGAGGUUGGUUUGAUGUUACGAGGGAUGGGAUUUGAUAAGACCACAUCCAUCUAUUUGGCAUCCGGUAAAAUAUAUGAUUCAGAGAGAUACAUGAAACCUCUAUUGGAAAUGUUUCCUCUUUUACAAACAAAAGAGAUGCUUGCAUCACCAGAAGAACUGACUCCAUUUCAGAAUUAUUCAUCCAGGAUGGCUGCUAUAGACUACACUGUAUGUCUUUACAGUGAAGUAUUUGUGACCACACAAGGUGGGAACUUCCCACAUUUCCUGCUAGGCCACCGAAGGUACUUGUAUGGCGGUCACUCCAGAACAAUCAGGCCUGACAAGAGAAAGUUGGCACUAAUAUUUGAUAAUCCAAAUAUUGGGUGGAAAAGCUUCAAGCGCCAGAUGCUAAAUAUGCGAGCGCAUAGUGAUUCAAAAGGGAUUGAGCUCAAAAGGCCCAACGACUCUAUAUAUUCCUUCCCCUGUCCGGAUUGCAUGUGCCGUGUUAAUAAAACAAAAGAUUCAAGAUCUUCACCUGGGACGUGAACUCAAGUGAAUGUUUUUCGCUUCCUGUAAUUUUUGUGAACAUCUAGUUACUAACCCCUGCGAUUCUUUCAUUUCCCCCCUCUAUCUGCUGGAGAGAGACCGACGACUUGAAUAUUAAAGCUUGGUUUCUGAGGAUGAAUCUAAAUAUUUUAGGGGCCAUGGCUUGCUGGGUAACUCUGCUCUUUCUUUUACCUCACGGACAAUACCAGAAGAAAGAAUGGAAUUGAAGACAGUUUUUGCUUCAUGAAGUUGCCCAGGUGUUUGUUAAAAUCACUUGUCUAAUAGCGCUGAUAAUUCACUUGUCUGAUAGCUGAAAAUUCACAGCAGAACAUACAUGUACCACCACCACAUUUGGUUUUUGCUAUAAAUGUUGUUUUCUGUACGUCACUUGUUCAGUUGUGUAUUAGACUACUGUAUUGAAGGACAAUGAGCAGUAAAGCACUUUCGAAAAAUUCGUGGGUGUCAAAUUCUUAGGUUGG